GACGCAUGUAUAAAGCUUGGCUGAGCGUCUCCUUCUGUGAUACCACUAUCAACCUCAUCGACCUGAAUACUCGGCAUCGUAUUGUCUCCUAAAGAAGCAAACAGUUAAUUACCUUUGGGGAAGCCCACCCCCUGAGUGGCCACCAUGGGGGACGAUAGCGAGUGGAUGAAGCUUCCCAUCGACCAGAAAUGUGAACACAAGGUGUGGAAAGCACGACUGAACGGUUAUGAAGAAGCUCUGAAGUUGUUCCAGAGGAUAGAAGAUGAGAAGAGUCCAGAGUGGGGGAAGUACCUGGGACUCAUAAAGAAGUUUGUCACAGACUCCAAUGCUGUGGCUCAGCUUAAAGGCCUGGAGGCUGCACUGGCCUUCAUUGAGAAUGCGCAUGUUGCUGGAAAGACCACAGGCGAAGUGGUGUCUGGUGUGGUGACCAAAGUAUUCAACCAGCCAAAGGCACGGGCGAAGGAGCUGGGCUCGGACAUCUGCCUGAUGUAUAUAGAGAUUGAGAAAGGUGAGGUCGUUCAAGAGGAGCUCCUCAAAGGACUGGAGAAUAAGAACCCAAAGAUAGUGGUGGCCUGUUUCGAGACUCUGAGGAGGGCUCUCAGUGAGUUUGGGUCUAAAAUUGUGACAUUAAAACCAGUAGUGAAGGCUUUGCCCAAACAGUUUGAGUCCAGAGAGAAGGCAGUGAGAGAUGAGGCCAAACUUCUUGCAGUAGAGAUCUUCAAGUGGAUCAGAGAUGCUCUGAGACCUCCGCUGCAGAACAUUAACUCUGUACAGCUGAAAGAGCUGGAGGAAGAGUGGGUGAAGCUGCCUACAGCACCUCCUAAGCAGACCAGGUUCCUGCGCUCACAGCAGGACCUGAAGGCCAAGUUUGAACAGCAACAAGCCCAAGGAGGAGACCAGUCUGAUGGAGAUGCCGAGGUGGACACAGCAACAGCGGUGGAUCCUUAUGAACUGCUGGAAGCUGUGGAGAUUCUGUCCAAGCUGCCCAAAGACUUCUAUGAGAAAAUCGAAGCUAAGAAGUGGCAGGAGAGGAAAGAAGCUCUUGAGGCUGUGGAGGCUCUCAUCAAGAAUCCCAAACUGGAGAACGGAGAUUAUGGAGACCUCGUCAGAGCUCUGAAGAAGGUUGUUGGUAAAGAUGCCAACGUGAUGUUAGUGACGCUGGCAGCUAAAUGUCUGGCUGGCCUGGCUUCUGGUCUCAGGAAGAAGUUUGGAACAUAUGCAGGACAUGUUGCUCCAACUAUUUUGGAGAAGUUUAAAGAGAAGAAGCCUCAGGUGGUCCAGGCCCUGCAAGAGGCAAUGGAUGCCAUCUUUCACACUACCACUUUGCAGAACCUAUCUGAGGACAUCCUGGCUGUGAUGGACAAUAAGAAUCCAUCCAUAAAGCAGCAGGCCUCUCUGUUUCUGGCCCGCUCUUUCAGACACUGCACACAGGCUACGCUGCCCAAGAGUGUCCUCAAACCCUUCUGUGCGGCUCUCAUCAAGCAAGUGAACGACUCUGCUCCAGAGGUGCGUGAUGCUGCAUUUGAAGCUCUGGGGACAGCCAUGAAAGUGGUGGGAGAGAAAGCUGUUAACCCCUUCCUGACUGACCUGGAUAAGCUUAAACUGGAUAAGAUAAAGGAGUGUGCUGACAAAGUGGAGCUCCCUGGAGGAAAGAAGGGUGCAGGUGGUGGUGGUGGAGGGGUAGACAAGAAGCCAGCAGCUAAAGCACCUCCCCCUGUUGAAGCUCCAUCCAAAUCUUCUGGCCCACCCAAAAAGAGCCAAACUUCUGCUGCCAGCAAGCCUUCAGCAGGUCCAGCUAAGAAAGGCAAACCUACUGCAGCAGCUGGAGGAAAAGCCAAAAAGGCAUCAGACAACAAAGAAGUGAUGGAGAGUGAACUCUCGGUUGAGGUGUGUGAAGAGCUGGCAGGAGGUGUACUUCCUGCCUCAUGUCUGCAACAGCUCGACUCGGCUAACUGGAAGGAGAGACUGGCCAGUAUGGAGGAGUUCCAGAGAGCUGUUGAGACUAUGGAUAAGACUGUGAUGCCCUGCCAGGCUUUGGUCCGGAUGUUGGCCAAGAAACCAGGCUGGAAGGAGACAAACUUCCAGGUGAUGCAGAUGAAGCUGCACAUUGUGGCUCUUAUAGCUCAGAGGGGACAGUUUUCAAAGACGUCUGCCUCUUUCGUGUUAGAUGGUUUGGUUGAUAAGGUUGGAGAUAUCAAAUGUGGUGGAAAUGCCAAAGAGGGACUGACUGCAAUUGGAGAGGCCUGCUCUCUGCCAUGGACUGCAGAACAGGUUGUGUCAAUGGCAUUUGCACAGAAGAACCCGAAAAACCAAGCAGAGACUCUCAACUGGCUGGCUAAUGCAAUGAAGGAGUUUGGCUUUGCUGGCAUCAAUGUGAAGGCUUUUAUCAACAACGUUAAGACGGCUCUGGGAGCAACUAACCCUGCUGUUAGGACAUCAGCCAUCACUCUGCUAGGAGUCAUGUACCUGUACAUGGGAGCCCCUCUGCGCAUGUUCUUUGAAGAUGAGAAACCAGCCCUCCUUGCUCAGAUCGAUGCGGAGUUUGAAAAGAUGCAGGGCCAGUCUCCUCCCGCUCCAACCAGAUCCACCAAGAAGACAGGCACAGAGGAUGCUGGGGGUGAUGGAGAGGAGGAGGACGAAGAUGGGGGAGGAGGAGGAGGAGGAGGAGGACAGGACAUCAUGGACCUGCUGCCCAGAACGGAUAUCAGUGACAAGAUUACAUCUGAUCUGGUGUCUAAGAUUGAGGAUAAGAACUGGAAGAUUAGGAAGGAGGGUCUUGAUGAGACUGCAGCCAUAAUAUCUGAGGCCAAAUUCAUCACACCCAACAUUGGAGAGCUGCCUCUGGCUCUGAAAGCUCGCCUAAGUGACUCCAACAAAAUCCUGGUCCAGCAGACCCUGACUAUCCUGCAGCAGCUGGCGACAGCGAUGGGACCUGGACUCAAGCAGCAUGUAAAGUCACUGGGAAUCCCUGUCAUCACUGUACUGGGAGACAGCAAGGCCAACGUGCGGGCAGCUGCCAUGGCAACCCUGCAGGCCUGGGUUGAGCAGACAGGGAUGAAGGAGUGGCUGGAAGGAGAAGACUUUUCAGAAGAGCUGAAGAGAGAGAAUCCAUUCCUACGUCAGGAGGUGCUCGGCUGGUUAGCAGAGAAGCUGCCCACCCUGAGGAGUGUCCCACCAGAUCUGAUGCUGUGUGUCCCUCAGCUCUACAGCUGCUUGGAAGACAGAAACGGAGACGUACGAAAGAAAGCUCAGGACGCUCUGCCCACCUUUAUGAUGCACCUGGGCUACGACAAGAUGAACAAGGCUACUGGGAAACUCAAACCGGCCUCUAAGGAUCAGGUGGUUGCCAUGUUGGAAAAGGCUCGAGCAGUGAUGCCGGCUAAACCUGCGGCUCCUGCCAGAGCUGGAGGGAAAGGCUCCGCAGAGCCCAGAGAGUCUUCAGCCACCAGGGGUCAGCCUGCUGCUGACGAGUUUGACAGCAAACCUGAGGUUAAGAAGGUUCGAGGAGGAGUGGCUGCUAAAAAGCCUUCCUCCCCUCCUGAGGAACCCGCCCCUCCCCCUCCCUCCAAGGACAAGGACAGUAAUGCUAGUAAAAAGCCCCUGGGCAAAGGGAAGGCUGCAGCUGGCAGUCAACAGGGUCCAGCUGGAAAGAAGCCUGCAGCUAAAGGGAUGAAGGAUGAUGAAGAUAAGUCUGGGCCACUCUUCAUCCUGGUUCCCAACGCAAAGGAGCAGAGAAUCAAGGAGGAGAAGCAGCUGAAGAUUUUGAAGUGGAACUUCAUCACUCCCCGAGAUGAGUAUGUGGAGCAGCUGAAGACUCAGAUGUCUAUCUGCUUUGCUAAGUGGCUGCAGGACGAACUUUUCCACUUUGACUUCCAGAGACAAGUCAAGGCCAUCGGAGUCAUGAUCGAGAGGUUGGAAAGUGAGAGCGAGGCCACCAUGAGCUGUCUGGACCUGAUUCUAAAGUGGUUCACCCUGCGUUUCUUCGACACCAACACCACGGUCCUAAUGAAGGUGCUGGAGUAUCUGAAACUGCUGUUUGCCAUGCUAAACAGAGAAAACUAUCAUCUAACAGAGUACGAGGCCACCUCCUUCAUCCCCUACCUCAUACUAAAGGUUGGAGAGUCUAAAGAUGUGGUACGUAAGGAUGUGAGAGCCAUCCUUGCAAUGCUCUGUAAGGUUUACCCUGCAUCCAAGGUGUUUCCUUUCCUGAUGGAUGGAACUAAAUCCAAGAACUCCAAACAGAGAGCUGAAUGUCUGGAGGAGUUGGGUUGUUUAAUAGAGGGCUACGGAAUGAAUGUAUGCCAACCCACUCCUGCAAAGUCUCUGAAGGAGAUCGCAGUCCACAUCGGAGACAGAGACACAUCUGUCCGCAACGCUGCCCUGAACACCGUGGUGGCAGUCUACAACGUCUGUGGGGACCAAGUCUACAAACUAAUAGGAAAAUUGUCAGAGAAAGACAUGAGCAUGCUUGAGGAGAGGAUCAAGCGUUCAGCCAAGAAGUCUCCUGCAGCUCCUGCCAAGCAGAGCGCCGCUGAGAGGUCACAAAGAGAGCCUCCUACAAACCCCAACGCCACCUUCCUCCGCAAACCCGCUCAGGAAGACCCCAACAAACUCAAAAUAAUGUAUCGCACGUAUAGGAUCCAAGCCCGUCAGAACGCCCACCACAGCGAGUCCUCCCACCCAUCCAUCCCCAAGGAGUUCCAGUUGGACCUGGACAUGAUCGAAACGGACCACAGUGGAGUGUGUGAGCUGCCCGAUCUUGUCCAACACAAGCUGGACGAGCUGCUGGAACCCAUCAUGAUCCCUGAACCCAAGAUGCGCUCUGUCUCUCCACACUAUGACGACCUUCACAACAGCACGGCCUCCACCAUCAACUUUGUCAUCUCUCAGGUGGCAAGUGGCGACAUCAACACCAGCAUACAGGCACUGGCACAGAUCGAUGAGGUGUUGCGACAGGAGGACAAAGCAGAAGUCAUGUCGGGACACAUUGAUCAGUUCCUUAUCGCCACUUUCAUGCAGCUGAGGCUCAUCUACAGCACGCACAUGGCUGACGACCGGCUGGACAAGAAGGACAUCAUCAAACUGUACAGCUGCAUCAUUGGAAACAUGCUCUCUCUGUUCUCUAUGGAGUCCCUGGCCAGAGAAGCAUCUAUGGGCGUGCUGAAGGACCUGAUGCAUGGCCUGAUCACUCUCAUGUUGGACGGCAGAGUGGAGGACAUAGAAGACGGACAGCAGCUCAUCAGGUCUGUCAACCUGCUGGUCAUCAGGGUCCUGGAGAAGUCUGAUCAGACCAACAUGAUCAGUGCCCUUCUGGUUUUGCUUCAGGACAGUUUAGUGACAACAGCUGGCCCCCCCAUGUUCUCUGACCUCGUCAUGAAGUGUCUGUGGAGGAUGAUCCGCUUCCUCCCGGAGACCAUAAACAGCAUCAACCUGGACAGGAUCUUACUGGACGUCCACAACUUCAUGAAGGUUUUCCCUAAAGAGAAACUCAAGCAGCUAAAGAGUGACGUUCCACACAGAACACUCAAGACCCUGUUACAUACGCUGUGCAAACUCACAGGGGCCAAGAUUUUGGACCACUUAUCAAUGAUAGAGAACCGUAAUGAGUCAGAGUUGGAGGCCCACCUAAGGCGGGUGGUUAAACUGUCUGGAAACUUGUCAGGACACAAGAGUGACCGUGGUAAUGAGAAGGGCGGUCUACGCACGGAGGACCGGAUGUCAAAGGCCAAAGUCAGUGAUAUUCUGUCUGAAAUCUUCAAGAAGAUCGGCUCCAAGGAGAAUACUAAAGAGGGUUUGACAGAGCUGUAUGAAUACAAACAGAAGUACUCCGAUGCCGACCUGGAGCCUUUCCUCAAGAACACAUCACAGUUCUUCCAGAGCUACGUGGAGCGAGGCCUCCGCAUGAUCGAGUCUGAGAGAGAGGGCAAGGCUCGCAUCCAGACCUCUGCAGUGAUUCCUCAGCACGGUGUGGACUCCAGUCUGAGCAGUAACAAUGAAGAGCUGAAACCAGCAGUUUACUACGAGAGACUAAAGAUCCUCAGACAGAGACAAGGACUGGAAAACAACACAAGGCAGGGCCUCGUCGGAGGUGAGGACGAGCCUCAGCACCGACCUCCCAUCUCCUCCCUGCUGUCCUCCAAGCCGUCGGUGGCCUCCUCCACUGACAUGCUCCACAGUAAGCUGUCUCAACUCAAAGAGUCCAGAGAGCUGUACCAGCAGGAACACAACGCACACUCCCACUCCCCCACGCAUGGACACACGCGCUCUGCCUCACCUGCGGCCAAUCUGGACGACCUGAAGAAACGUCUGGAGAGAAUAAAGAGCAACCGGCAGUGAGGAGCGCUGCAUCGCCACCUCAUCUCAUCCGCAAAAGCCUGUGGAGUUCAGCUGGUAGAACAUCCGUUGUCCUUUUUCACUCCCUCUGUGUUCAUUUUCAUGUUCUGGUAGACAGAGCUAGAAAGCACUUACAGCCCUUUCUGUUUCAGUAAACCAGGUAGCAACUGACAAAACACACCUUGAGUUUGAUCCUGACUCCACCCACUGUGCCUGUACGUUAUUAGAAAUCAAACGCACCCUGAUCUGAUUGUAUAGUUGAGUACAUUCAGAUUGAACUAAGGCUGUGACUGGGAUUUUUAGCACACAUACAAAAAAACAGGACCCAUUUUUAAUGAGACAUCAUGUUUGUCGCCCAUCAGAAGAGAUAAACCAGAGUGAGUCGUGUUGUGUGUCAACUGUAGUUCUCGGUCUGUACAGUCUCAUCCCACCACCACAUCUCAGCCUUCACCUUCACUGUAUUAUAACAACAUAGUGAACUCCCCCUACUCCUCCUCCUCUGUUUUAGUAUCAUUACACAAAAUGUUUGUACAUAUUUAAAGGUUGUUAACCACUUUAACCGUUAUGAAGAGCUUCUCAUGUGGUUACAGGGACAAAACACGCCUGAGGGGUUGUUUUUGUUCAUGUUAACCAUGAUGCACCAUGUCACUGCUGCUGUGUUCAGAAGGAGAAACUGCUGUAAAUAGCUGAGGAUGCUGUGGAAAUGCAGUGUGUGACUGCCACCUUGUGGCUCAAACUGUUAUCAGUUUUUAAAUGUCAGUGAUUGCAGCUGGAGUCAGAUUUGCACAGAUAUUUAGCUUGUGCAGUUUAAACCACAGAAUUGUUUCUGUUGUUUGGUGACGAGGUUGUAAGAUCACUGUGCAAACUGGACGUGAAGCUCCACAAUUACUUGAAUAAAUAAUGUGUCUGUUUUCUGUCAAUUUCAGACACUUUUCGCCACAAAAUGAGUUUCACUGCAUUUUCACUGCAACGUUGAGCCCUCUGUUUCUUUCUGCUGACAAGACUGAAGAAGCCACGGCUGUGUGCGGAUUUUAAAGGAUGUGUUUAGUCAGGGUUAUAUAUGUAGUCUGUUCAUUUUUAUCCUGAAAGCAUUUUGUGGCCUUUCUUGAUAUGGUUGUUCAAAGUCAGUGGUUUUUUUAUCCUUAUAUUUAAAGUGGAAUUCUUCUAUUUUUAAACCUUGGACUGUUCUAUUACUUAUUUUGGGGUCUACUUGAUAUUACAAGUUAUGGGAUUGCUUCCACAACAGAUUUCAUCAACCAAAGGAGUGAUUUUAUGUUGAAGAACACUGGAGUUGCUGGUUAACAACGGCUGCUUUCUGCAAAGUAAAAUGACUGCCUUGUCUCAGAGUCUGGAAUUGAGAUUGUUGUUGACCCCAAAAUGUGUAAAAAGAUUCCCUAGGUUCAAAAAUAAUUUCCCCUUUAAGGUAGAAUAGGUUUAAAAACUGCUACUUUCAUUUUAGAGGUGAAGUGGCACAAAUAAGCGUUAGAUGCUGUUAUUUUUCAGCCGGUCAUAAAGGAGACUCUGUCCCUUUUUAAUCAGGACGAUGAGACCAAGCAGAGGCGUACACAGUUGUGUGUAAGUUGUGUGAUUGUGCUGUGGGUUGACAUAAGGCUGUAAAUACUGUACUUAAUGUCCUCCAUUAACUCUUCCCCUUCAGUUAUUUAACAGCAGCCACUCUGUUGUGUUAGUAGGCUUUAAAGAGCAUGGCAUGAUGUCAGUGAUUGUUUUUAUUUUCUCAUGUAAAUAAAGUUUGCAUUAAUAAAACCUUGUUUUAAUAAAGCCAUUGUUUUUCUGAUGAACACUACAAUGAUGAGGAUGAUGAUGACUAUGGUCAUCACCCUGUCAGUCAUCUGCUCUGUAGCUGAAUGUUGAGUAAAGAAAAUAAAUAACAUUGUUUUUGUAUUUAAUUCAGGUUCAGUACUUGUCUUUCAUUGUUGCUCCAGCUUUCCUUGUAUAAUCCAUAGUGGAAAUUGGCAAUAAAGUCUUGUUUUUUUUAACAAUCCA
This is a messenger RNA of Cheilinus undulatus (humphead wrasse), 8337 nucleotides long. It is a transcript of the gene ckap5, whose product is annotated as cytoskeleton associated protein 5. Bases 145 to 6336 code for a protein of 2063 amino acids. Lineage: Eukaryota; Metazoa; Chordata; Actinopteri; Labriformes; Labridae. Gene Ontology annotation, biological process: mitotic spindle organization; centrosome duplication; microtubule polymerization. The transcript has 45 exons. The record is from RefSeq and is a predicted model, not a curated record. Gene Ontology annotation, cellular component: kinetochore; centrosome; spindle pole. Gene Ontology annotation, molecular function: microtubule plus-end binding; microtubule plus end polymerase activity.